Molecule: messenger RNA, 492 nt
Organism: Parnassius apollo (apollo)
Lineage: Eukaryota; Metazoa; Arthropoda; Insecta; Lepidoptera; Papilionidae
Source: the annotation of a GenBank genome assembly
AUGAGGAUGAAGCGCGCAUUACAAGAAAAAGAAAUUCAAAAUAUCUUGCAAGAAGAUAUUCCUUCGGAUCCUGAAAGUUGUGUAGAGUCGGAUUCAGACUGUGGCUCAGAAUCAGACAUUGAUCAAGCCCCCGAAUGCACCCUUGGUAAUGACACUAUCGCUGUGCAGACAUUCAAUGACAACUUUGACUCGGAUGAUGAUAUACCUCUGGCUAAUUUUAUUGAUUUACUAAACGACAAAAUCUUGGCUUGUGGUACCGUAAAUGCUACUAGAAAACAUUUACCUACACUCAAAGAAGAUACUAAGUUAGAAAGGGGUGAACAUGACUAUCGAGUCAGUGACACAAAUGUGACUGUGAUGAAGAGGAAAGAUAAAAGGGCAGUCCACCUUUUAUCAAACUACCACGACCCACGAAAUGUCAGUACUGUUAUUCGCAAAGAGCGUAAUGGUGACUCAAACCAGAUAGCUUACCCUGACUUUGUAAAGGAUUAA